CAGAGCCAUUUUUAGACGGUCACUGCUGACGUUUACAGGCUGCAAAUAGCUUCCGUUUCCCUCUGGUAGUGAUUGGACUGCGAGCUAACACAGAGUCCCAGAUCCUGCACUCUUCAAUGGAGGAACAGCCCAAAGAUCGGGCACAAGAAAGGCAACACCACCACCACGGAGAGGACAGACCCUCUACUCAACAGACAGCGUGUGUAAAACAUGAUCAGAGCCACUUCCAGCGCCAGCAUCAGGAAACGCAGAAGAAGAAAACAGGCAUUAAAAAAGUAAACGUCAGUGAGGAGGAGGGGGAGAAGAAUCAGCAUCUGUCUGAUACUGUUGGUAUGUCGCAUCUCCCCAACAGCAAUGGUAACAGACACGCAAGUAAUACAAAUGUGAAGCAGAAGUCAACGCAAAAGCUGUACACGACUGUUCCAAAAGUGAGCAGCAAAGGAUUGGACCAUAAAAAGAAUAUGGACCUUAAAAAUGACAAGGAAAAGGCUCUGGAUUUGAAUCAUCAUGAGGGCCAACCUUUGGAUAAGAAAGACUCUAUGUUGCUUCAGAAUGGCGUUGUAAACUGUGGCUUAAUUACAAAUGGUUAUUCUAGCAAGGACAAUGAUGGCAGCGGCUCAGAAGGUGGAUAUACUACUCCGAAGAAACGCAAGACCAGAUGUAACAACGCCAAGAACACUGAUAAUGUGAUAAGAGAAAAGGAGAAAGACAUGCAGCAGGGCAACACUACACAAGAGCACGGAGCUUUUAAUCUGGAGACAGCUGAGAAGGGAGUGACUUCUAGACUGGAUGGCUUUAGACCCGCCCAGAAAGUCGAAGCUCAGUCAGCAGGUAGACGGGCUGUUGCACCAGAGGCUCCACUGGGUGAAACUCAGAGGAAAAACUCUGAUGGGAAAACAGUUGGCACCGUCAGUAAAAAGACUGAGGAAAGGCACAAAGCCAAGCUUUCCUCACCUUCAAAGGAGGACUCGUGGACUUUGUUUAAGCCCCCUCCAGUAUUUCCUGUGGACAAUAGCAGUGCAAAAAUUGUUCCCAAGAUCAGUUAUGCAAGUAAAGUAAAAGAGAACCUCAACAAAGUAGCUCAAGGUGGAGGAGAGGCACUGCCUCCUCCUGUUAGACUGUCACAGGUCCCUAUGUCUGCUAUGAAAACUAUCACCUCAGCUAGCUUUACUAAUGGCCCAGUUUCUGGAAACGGAAACGGCUGCCCGUCAGUGGGCACCUUCUUUGCUCCUGCUGCUAGUAGUAUUCCACCAGCCCCAUCUAUCCCAAGUGGCGAGAAUGUAGCAUCUCCUUUGGAAAGUAGCUGUAGCUCUACAACCAGUCCUAUAGAUGGAGAAGCAUAUGAGCUUAGAAAGUGUACUCUUUUAAUUUACCCUUUAAAUAUGCAACCUGUGCUCCCUAGUGCUCGUCACCAUGACCCCCCGGCUGCUCAGACAAAUCAGAAAGCCUUGGGAGAUAUCUUCCAGAAUCAGUGGGGGCUUUCCUUCAUCAAUGAGCCCAACUUGGGGCCAGAAGGAGGAGGUGGCCAGGUGCCUGCGGAGGACAAGACUACUGUGGUCACGCCUCAAAGCGAGUGUCAGGCUGCUGCAGCCAAGGCGGCCCAGCCCUGCUUUGAUGUUAGUCCAUCAUUCUUAGAGCCCGGCACUUUGGCUCAAGACCCUGAGAAAAGGACUUGUGCCCCUUGCAAUGUGUCUAAUGCUUGUUCUCCUGCUUGUGUGAUGAGCGAGGAGGAGAAGCUGCAGCCAUGUGGCCAGGAAAAGACAAAAGUUGAGGCCAAGGGUGCAGGUUCUGCUGUGUCUGCUGCCAGUAAAGACAACAGUGCUAAGCCUGCACAGGGUCAGCUAACCACUGUGUUGUUUGGCUCAUCUAAACAACAGGCCCACUCUAAAGACAUUGGCAGAAGGUGUAGCUGGGGGCCUUUUGAUAUUAAAGCUGCUGUCACUUAUCACACUAAAGAAAUGGAAUUCAUUUUCAACUUGCAAAAACAAGAUCCAAAAAGAGUGGUAGUUUAUGAUGAGACCAAGGACGGACCUGAUCAGUGAGGUAGAAGCUCCACAGUACUUACCUUCUUCUCCUUUGGGUGCUGCGAUUAUCUACCUUGGGAAUCAUAAAUCCUGUCGGACGGAUAAAAGUGACAACUGUGAAAACAUUGAUAGUUUUAGCAUGACAGAUUUUCUUUGGAAUCUCUCCGGUGGAAUAACGGACUUCUUUUGGGGCAUCACACACACACACACACACACACACACACACACACACACACACAUACACACACUAACAGUCUGGAGGGACGUUAAAGGAGCUGAUCGGUGCCUCUCCAACACGAUAAAUGGAACUUUUGGAGCUGGGAUAGUUGUUUGUGUCAUGGCGGGAGUUCAACAAAGGAAGGUGUGAUGGAUUGCACCUCCCUAAGCCUUGAUCCUGUUGAACUGCAGCAGCCAUCAGUCUGACUAUGGGAUGCCUCAGUCAUUUUCUUUCUUCACGCAUUCAAAUGAGUUCAUUGUAGAUAUGUUAGACGUUAUACAUACACAUCCGUGUGCAAGCUUGAAUUCAUCGUGGAAGAAAGAACAUAGAACACACUUUUUGCAAAAGAAUGCCUUGAAGUUGUGGAAUUUUAGAUCUUUGGAGUUAAACUGUAAGUUAAGUGGAAGCUUGUAGGUGAGGCCUCAUCCAGGAAGGGAGAACCUUGUCUUAAGUCCUUUUUUAGGGAAAUUCAGAGCCCAGAAAUGAAUCGCUUGCUUUUUCUUUUAUACUGUUUGUCUGCCCUAACAUGAUUAGUGUUAUCUGCACUGCAGUAUGACCCCAGAGCACAGGUACAGAAGUGCCCAAUCUGAAGGAAUCUAGGCCCCUUCAUUUCAUCGUUUAUUGCUAAAGAUUUUAAAGUCAGGUCUCCGUCAAAGGCAAAAUCUUUUCAUCUUUAAAGCUUUUCAUACAUUUCAUGCAGAUUAAGAGGUCAGAACCAACUAUUCUUAACUUCAGAUUCAUACAGCUAUAUAUAAUGUAUGAAUCCUGAUUUUAGGUUUAAAAAGAAAUUGGUAAGCAUUGCUACCGGUGAGGUCUUCUGCUUUUUGUGCUAUUUGUUGAGCAGCAAGACUCAGGAUGAGCAUCCAGAUCAUUUUGCCUGCAUUUGUUUUUGUGUACAAACUGUUCAACUUCCUCUUGUCAAAGGAACAUUUUACGUGUUGCAUUUUAAGACUUUGAUUUUCGUUUUUCUGACUCAGCAUUUGGUCUUUACUUUUCUGUCUUAUGGCAUUAUAUUUCUUGCAUGUUUACUGGUGAAAUGAAUGAGUCAGAGGUCAGUGUUCAUCGUCGCCAUACAAAGAUAACAGUAACACAACAAUCGCAAUACUAAUCUCGGUUCCCUGACUAGCCACUCUGUCAAACUGUGUCGAAAUGUGAAGAUGAGUUGUACUAUUAUGUUUUUACUGUUGAUAACAUUUUACAUUUGCAAACCAGUGUGCAAUAACACCGUGUGAUCCAUACAAUGUUUGAAAUGGGUUAUAUGGGGCUACAAAAUCAUCACCCAAGAUGCUGGUGUGGUUUCAAAAUGUUUUAAGGUGUGUUUUCAGUUUGUUGCACAAACUCUUAAGUGGUUUUUGCUGAAGAGCUCACGUUGAAAUCUAAUUAAGUCUAGGGAGCCCAAAUUUGCUAACUGCUAACUUGCCCACUGUGUCACACUUUCAUCACCAUCUCCAAUUCAGGAUUGGUUUAUUCAACAUAACUGUCCAAGUUUCUUUUCUCUAGAAGAUAAUGACUUGGUUAAUGUGUGGAUUAAUAGCACUUUAUGUAAACUAAUUGCUUUUAUCUUUUAAUUACUAGAGAGAUCUAUAUGUACUGACGAGAAAUACUCCUUGAAAGAAUGGCUCUGGGCUGUUACUUUUCAGAAAAAAUACAAGUUGAUAAAUACAGAAUUAUUAAAUGUAACUCAGGUAGUGUUGAUAAAGCCAUGACUAUGUUAAAUAUUGUUUUGCCAAAUGGCCCCUGUCAUGUAAUGUUCUGAAAUUGGAAAUUGAAGUCCUAUUAUUAUAUAAGAGUCCUCAUGUGAUGUUUUGACAAAACACCAAAUACUUUUCUGAGGAAAUCUGUCAUGACACGCAAGGUGCUGUCAUCUAAAAAUAUAAGUUCUGCUGUUUAUUUCCCCUGUUUUGUUUUUUUAAAAGCACAUUGCUCCAUGCGCUGUUUUUCUACGUAUACUAGACUUUAUUCUUGCUAUCUUCGAUGGUUCAUUUCCCCCCUCGUGUUCAUGGUGAAGCAUCUCUUGAUUUAUUAUUUCUAUCGGGUGGCGACAAUCUGGGUAGGAGCCCUGGAGUCCCCGUGUUUCCACUGUGUCCUGAUUAGGCAGCGUGUGCAGAGAGGGAAACUGCAGCCAGUCGUCUUGACAUUUAACUUCCACGUCUAAUCUCAGUCAGCUCUCUGGUAUUUAAAACGCUUUGUUUUGGCUCGCGUUGUGCAGCGUGUGAUGGAUGAGUGUGUCAUCAGAUGCUGCUCCACAACAGUUGUGUCACAUCUGGUUUAUGAGGAGGAGAUAUUGUCCUUUAGCAUUUAGACUUUUAUGUUUGUUUUUUUUAUCUGUGCUUGUGGAAAUGUAUAAUCUGGCAUUGAGUUGCAACAAACCCGCAAUUUAAUUUCUUCUGAUUGCCCAUAAUCCAUCAACAAAGUGACAUAAUCAGGUUCCCAUGUGGUAAAUGCCAAAAUAGUUCAGACUGAAAGCAUUAUCAGUGGACAGUGAUGCAUCUAUAGCUUCUAAAUGUUAAAACAGGGUGAUCAAAAUAAGUAGUAUGUGGUGUUACUGUAGUCUUACGACCUUUUUCUUCUUUGUCUUGCUCUUUGAGAGGAUGGUCCUAUACAGGGAAAUCAGAGAAUCUCCCAUCCUCCCACCCCAAGGCUCCUCUUUUGUAAGCACUUAAUACAGCAAAAAGGCUAUGUUGAAUAUGCAUUUAUAAAGAUAGAACUAUUCUUUAGCAUUGUAGCCUGCAAACCAAAAACAGGUUCUUGAAGCUGAGUAGAUGGUUAAUCAGUAAACGGGGGUUUGAGUGAGUGACUGACUGUUGGUAUGUUCCUGAUCACCUCAGGAUGUGCAAUCACCUCAAGGACGCUGAUGAUGCAGGCUUCCAGGUUGUGAGUGACGAGUUGGGCCUCGUUGUUUAGUGGCUGUGUGCGUAGCGAGUUCUUCCUAUUAUAUGCAAGUUCCUCGUAUAUUUCAAACCCCCCUUCCUCUCCUCCUUGUUGUUUCAUGUUCAGGUGCCUGUGUGAAAAAAAAAUAUACUUUUACAGCAAUUUUGAUUGUUUAAAAUCUGCUUCCAGCAUAUAUCCGUGCCAUUUUUUUUGUUUCUUCUUUUUGUAACAUUUGCAACGCUGUUUAAGUUUUCUUACAGCUAAUCCUAAUUUCUUCUUCUUCUUUUUAAGCGACAUGGACGCAGCUGAAAGCAUUUUACAUGUUUUUUUUUUUUUUGUAGGUUUUGAAAUUGUCAUGGCUUGUGUUCAAAAUGGUGUGACCUAAAAAGCCAAAAUCAGUUUGAAUGGGACAGAUGACAACCGCUUGCUGGCGUAUACUCGUGUCAGUCCAUUGUCCAGUUAAUGUCUGACGUAGCACAUAAUUGAUUUGAACUGAUUUUUAACAAAAUAAUGUUUUAACAUAUGUUUUAAAAAGGUUUUCUUUUUAGUUAUAACCUAAUUUAUCCAUAGAUGCACAAGUAGGAUGAGACUAAAACGAAUAAAUGAUACAGAAAAUCAAGAUGUCUCAAUUUUCGUGAGUUUUUAGAUGAUUUAGUUGCAGAUAAAGGCUGAUGUAGACCUAUCCACCCCACCCCCCAAUUGCACCAAUGUUAAUAUAUUUGAACUUUUUUUUUCUUUUCUUUUUUCCAGCAGAUUUUCUACAAUUUAAUUCAAAUAGUUGUGAUGGAGUGAUGAGCAUUGAAACACUGCAUCCCAGAGUUCCUCUUAAUAUAUUUUUUAUUUGUAGUGAUCAUGUUGUGAGAGAGGGAGUGAGGUAUUAACGUGCGGUUCAACAACUCUGAAAUCUGCUUUCGCCAAAGGUACACUACUCAGAUAUUCAGCUAGUGAAUGGCAAGCGCACAGACCAGGGGGUUGAUGAUGUUGAUGAUGUCAUAACCAGCUCGGUGACAUCGUGCUGGGUGGGAGGAGUUUCUAGUGAGGAGGAGGAGUCACUACUGUAGCAGCUGAAUGUCACUUUGAGCGUGUUGUGAGGAGAGGAGCAAUCUUCAAAAGAUAAAACAAAUACCGAAAGUGCUGCUUCUUCAUCCAGUAAUCAAUCGUCUGUAAUGGGAAAUGCUGGACUUUGGUGUUUGUGCUUGACUUUAAAAAAAAAAACUGUCCCUCCUUUUAAACUGUCAUUGCAUUUAGGGGGCUUUUUUUGUUUUAUUCAAUGACACCUGAGAGGUACAGUGUUUUUGAUUCCACACAUGAUGAUAAAGUUUAAAAAAAACAAAAAAAAAACAGGCAACGUGUCUUUACAGUCAUGAAAAGAGGCGAGAUGUUGCGCCGAGUCAUCGUUUUCUUUUGUUUCUGUGUCAUCUCAAAUGGCUGUUGUGCUUGUUGAUGCAUUUUUCUUUUUUAUUUUUUUAUUUCUUUGGUCUGCUCCUCUUGUCACUUUUACAUCUCUUGCCCCCCCUAGAAUAUGAGGCAAUGGUAUUUCUUUCUCAACUGUCUUACAGGUUGACAUUUAAGUUUUCAAGUGAGCAGUCUGAUUUAUUUAAUUUUUAUUUGGAAUUUAACAGAAGUGUCACAAUACAA
Molecule: messenger RNA, 6750 nt
Organism: Centropristis striata (black sea bass)
Lineage: Eukaryota; Metazoa; Chordata; Actinopteri; Perciformes; Serranidae
Gene: nufip2
Product: nuclear FMR1 interacting protein 2
Exons: 4
Coding region: 117-2042 (641 amino acids)
Cellular component (GO): cytoplasmic stress granule; nucleoplasm
Molecular function (GO): RNA binding
Source: RefSeq, a predicted model, not a curated record